AUGGCGACAACCACCAGAACUAUCACUCGGGCGUUGAGUAAAGACACAAGAACGCUUGAUUGCAUCUAUGACGAAAAUUACAUCGAAUGUUCAAAGAGAGACUACGACAGAAUGUCCUACAAGGCCCGGGCGCAAGCUAGUAGUUUUGAGCGUGUGCCAGUGUUCAAAAACAUGUUCUCGGAGUUACAGCAUUACCCGUGCUGUCAGCUGAAAGUAAACUGUCCCUUCCCUGCUCACUUGACACCGGUAUGGAGAUCUGGUGCAUAUCGUAACACACAAUCUUGGAUCCGAUACCAAACACUCAACAGCUAUAUCCCUCCUCGGACUCCGAUACCAAACUCGACAGACUACAACAAGAUGGUUGUACAUAGAUCUGACGCCGAGGUCUACAACAGUGGCCCAUCAGUGAAACCUUCAAGGCAGGAAACGUUGUUGAAACAGAGUCAGCUCCCUCAUUCCAGCAUAGAAGAUGACUGUCCGAAAACAGUAGAGACACAAACAGACUACAGAGACUCCGAGGCUCAGACUGAUCCAUUCUCUCCCCUGUAUGUUGUCCCAACUGGCGACGCUCCGGAGCUGAUCAGCCUUGCAACGUUAUCAUGGGGGAAAGGAUUACCGGCUGGCCUAGCUGAGGUACAGAUGAUUGGCCGCUUACGGGGAAAGAGAGCCUGGGAAGCGAUUCUCAGGGGAGUCAAGAAUAGCUCUGAGAUGAAGGAGAGGCGCAGAGUGAUGAUCAUGAUUGAAGCAAACGAGUGGCUGACCAGGGAACAGCAGAUUGAAAGGCUACAGGAAGCGAGGCUCAAGGUCACGAAGAGACUGCUGUUACAGAGAGAAGAGUUCCACCAGAAGAAAAUUAUGAAGAAACUGGACAAGAUUUGGGCUGUCAAACAGAAGGAAAAGGAAAGUGCCCUAAAGAAGAUCAGGAGGGAACAUGUGAGCGAGAUACGCAGAAUACUACGACACCGAGCUCCUGUUCCGAGGACGUCCUUCAAAAGAAACAUAGCCAAAGAAUAUGCUGAUCCUAGUUCCCAGGUCUACGCUCCCAUGACUAGGCUGGGCCGUUUCAUGGACCGUAACUCGCAGCUGUACGUGGUUACUUCAAAACAUCUAUCAACAUAUGAGGGGCUGCUCGAUCUGGAGGCAUCCUUGCCUGAUUUUGUUCUCAAGCCUCGGGUGACGAUACCGCCUCCUCCCCGGAGCAUGCGCAGAUCACGGAUUCAUGUUAGGCCAUGCACGAGUAAUGUAACUUUUGAAGAAAGUACCGAGGUUGUAGAUAUAAACUUUGAGGAAGAAGGUUCGCAGAGUUCGAAUAGUUACUCAAGCAGGCCCUCAAGGUUCAGUAAAUUCCGCUUGAUGAACGAAAACUUGGAGGAACUAACGUCUCAACAAAGUAAAGGAGAGGGCAGUCGGAAAUCAACGUUGAAACAGUUGCAGACGAGCUUCCAAGUCAACCAAACAGUUACCCAGCCGUCGACACCAGAGUCCAAAAUGUUCCCAGAUAAUGAUGUGGAUGAGUCACAGAAGCUGGCCGUGACCUUGAUCCAGCAAUUAAUUCGUGGACGUUCGGUACAGAACAAAAUGUUUGAAGGCAAGGAAAGAUACCGUGACCUCAUCAGUGAGGUGAAGGCCAGUCUGCUGUUUGACACAGCCACUAACCAGACAGUGAAGCAGCACAAGCAGCACGUAACUGAGACCCUACAUGAGCAGAGGGCCAGAAAUGAGCACAAAGAGUCACUCGUGAACGAUGCACUACAAGAGCUGGAGAGCAAAAGUGUGGGCGAAUGUCUGGACUUUCUCUCCAAGGAACUCCUUCGAUUGGAAGAAGAGCGGAGAAUACACGCGUUCGCAAUCAUCUGCGAGCGUCAGAGACGCGAGCGGGAAUUGGCUGAAGGCAGAAUACGACAACAGGAGAUGCGAAGGCGAGAUGAAGAAGAUGAGAUAUUCAAGGAGAUCCUAAAAACCCACCAGUGCUCUGUAGACGGGUACUUGGAUCAAGUCAUCUCAGCCACCCUGGAUCACACUGCCGAUGAGCAGUCCAAGCUUGAGAUCCAGCGCCAAGCGGAAACAAUCAACGAUCUGGCAUAUGACUGCGAGAAAUACCGUGAUCAGAUUAUGAGCGAAGAGAUCGCUGCUGAUCUUGUUCACUCCUUUCUCAUACCGGAAGCCAAGAAGAAAUUCAUCCGAGAAAAAGUUCGCAGAAACCAGCGUCGUUUUCUGAUAGCGGCCCAUGAAGAAAUCUACCUCAUGGAAAACCCAUUUUUGGGGAAUGACAGCCUCCUAGCUUUCACCACCCUGUCCUGA
Molecule: messenger RNA, 2301 nt
Organism: Candidula unifasciata
Lineage: Eukaryota; Metazoa; Mollusca; Gastropoda; Stylommatophora; Geomitridae
Source: the annotation of a GenBank genome assembly